Molecule: messenger RNA, 1312 nt
Organism: Patella vulgata (common limpet)
Lineage: Eukaryota; Metazoa; Mollusca; Gastropoda; Patellidae
Exons: 4
Coding region: 36-785 (249 amino acids)
Biological process (GO): tail-anchored membrane protein insertion into ER membrane
Cellular component (GO): GET complex
Source: RefSeq, a predicted model, not a curated record
CAUGUCUACACUAGAUUAUCAUCAUUUUUGAGAAAAUGGCGUCGGCUGAAACGAAAAGAGAGGAGAGGCGGCGUAAAAUCCUUCAAAAUUCAGAAGAUCGAAUGCGAAAACUUUUGGGCCAAACAGGUAAAGACAUUGAGAAAGAUAACAUACCACCCAAUUCAGAAUUUUCAUUGAAUAAGAGUAAGACAACUAUAAAAUCUGAACAGAAUAAUAUAGAUCAAGCUUUAAAAUCAUCGAUUAAUAACACCACAGCUGAUGUUCUGUCAGAAUCGAAGAAAGAGUCUACUAUAUUUAAUAGUCUGAGUUUGUCACGUGAGCCAAUUCACAAAGAUAAAAUUGAUAAACCUGUAGUCAAAGACAAAAAGACAUUAGGUACUGGUAUUGAGCAUCCAGUCAAUCAGAAAACAGAUCAAUUAAAUAAAGAUGACAUACAGAGAAUGCUAGAUGUGAUGAGAUUGGGUCUUGUUGUGUUAUUGGCUGUAGUUGUAAGAUGGAUUUUGUCCUUUGGAUUUGGGAUUAUCUUUUUACAGUCCAUGUUUGUUCCAUUCAUAAUUACUGAAAUAGCUUUCUAUGCCUUCCAUCAUAUGAACAAUCAGGAAAUUAUAUUACGAGCUAAAGGAUCUCUUUUGUCUAGUGCCUUGGUAUUAUGUGGAAUAAAACCAGAGCUAAUAGCUACAUACAAUCAAAUAAUGGGUUAUGUGAAUGCUAUUGUGGAAGACUUUGCUACAUAUUUGUUUGCAUUUCUUAUAUGUAAUAUAUUCAUGGGAAGGGAAGUGAAGUGAACAUUGAAAAGAUAACUGUUUUUAGACAUCGAAAAAGAAUAUAGUGAAAGCUAGGCUUUUAAGAUAUAUUUAUUAACUUUUUUUUGUGGAAAUAUUUGUAUGUUAUUGGUGCUGUGUUUUUGGGACAGGAACUAGGCCCCUAGCUCAACUCAUCUUCUUGUUCUUCUUUGAAAAAAGGUGGGAGCCACGGUGGCUAAGUGGGUAGGACGCUGGCUCGCUAGCCUGGUAGUAGCGUGUUCAAUCCCUGCAUUGGCAUAGAAAGUUCAUCAGGAUUUUCCGACAUGGUUUCACCUUGUCAGUGGUGCAGGACGGAGGGCCUGACAAGGACAGCUGUCUAGUCGUUCGGAUGGGAUGAAAAACAGGUCCCGUGUACACAUAAAAUAUCCCUUGACAGUUUGAAUUAGAUAAAAGAGUAGGCUGUAGUGCCGCUGUCUGUGCAAAAUUUCCCUCAUAGCACACUGUAUGGCAUAUGCCCGUCUUCAUUAGCCCGGUUCGGAGAAGGACGUUAAACCCAUUUCAUUUCAUUU